AUGCGGCCCCCGCAGCCCCCACCGGGCGAGGAGGAGGAUGACGACAAGGAGAAGGAUGAGGAUGAGGAGGAUGAUGAGGACAUGGCGGGGGAAACAGAGGACAUCCUGCGCUACGAGGAGCACAUCGCCGGGCUGCUGGCGACGGUGGCCCGGCUGCACCGGAGAGCCGAGCAGCUGCAGCACCACACGGGCAGGGAAGAUGAGGAGGGCUGGGAGGGCACUGCCAGCCUCCCUGCUGCCAGCCCGCAGCCCCGGUGCCUCGACGGCACGCUCGACACCGCCACCGGUCUGGAAGCCCACGGCCCCGACCUCUUUGCGGACCUGCAGCACGCUGUGAGUUCACUGGAGCGCGCCGUCUUCUCCCGGCACCGGCGGGCACCGACGCAGCCUGUGCCCAGCGAGGAGUGGGCGCGGGCGGUCAAGAGCCUGGAGGAGCUGGACCGGACACCGGGCUGGGCCGGGAGGGCGACACACCGGGGGCUGGAGGAGGGAGCGGGCAAGGGGCUGCCAGCGGAGGAGGCGGUGGUGGCGGCUGCAGUGGCAAAGAACGUGGCACUGCGGGCGGCCAUGGGGCGCCGGGACGAGGAGCUGAGCCGGGCCACUGCCUCGCUGCGGGCGCUGCGGGGGGAGCGCGACCGGCUGCAGCAGAAGGUCCAGGACCUGCGGGAUGCUCUGUCCAGGCUGGAGGAGCCGGGGGGCUCCGGCAGCGACCCCCCUGGGCUUGGCAGCCCCCCGGGGCAGAGGGAGCCCCAGCUGCCCCAGGACCUGCCCCAGUGCGGCGAUGGCGCUCAGCCCCAUGGCGUGCAGCCCCAUAGUCCCCUCUCCCCCAAACCCUCGGAGGGUGCCAGCUGGGAGCAGGAGCAGCGGGUGCAAGAGCUGCAGGGGUGCCUGGGGAAGCUGCAGGAGGUGAACCGGCAGCUGGCAGCCGCGCUGCAGGAGUGCAAGAGCGAUGCGGAGCGGCUCAGCAUGGUGCUGGGCCAGCACGAGUCCCACAGCACCGCCCUGCGCCUGGCCCUGCGCUGCAGCGAGCGCUGCGCGGGGGCCUACGCCGCCCUCCUCGACCUGGUGCGGGCGAAGCUGGAUGGUGCCCGUGGCGACGCCCCGGCGCCCGCCCGCGCCAGCACCCGCUGCAGCGAGGAUGCCCGAGCCCGGGCUGAGCGGGCGCUGCGGGACGCCAGGGCUCUCCUGCCCGGCUGGAGGCGGCUGGAGAAAGCGGAGCUGCUGCAGGACUUGGCGAUGCUGAAGGAGGCCAUGGCCGACCUGAAGACGCGGCUGCAGCUGACGGAGAGGGAGAAGCGGGGCCUGGAGGUGCUGGUGGCCGGGCAGGGGCCGCGGGAGGCUGCGCUGCGCCUGGUGCUCCAGCACCUGGAGCGGGACGGGGGGCCCGGCUGCCCCCCCAGCCCCCCCAGCAGCUCCAGCAGCAGCGAAGAGGAUGCCCAACCGGGCCGGGUGGGAGCGGCAGCUCCCCGGCACCCUCCGGACCUGGAGACGAUGAGGGAAGAGCUGCUCCGUGCCCUGGCCCGGGUGGAGGAGCUGCGCGCCCGGGCGCAGGCUCUGGUGCUGUCCCUGGAGCAGAGCAGUGCCGCCAGCCGCGCGCAGCAGGCGCAGUGCGUCGCCGUCACCGCAGACUUCUUCCACGCUCACAGCGUGGCACCCGCAGCACGCUGGCCCUGGCGUACCGCGGCACCCGGCGGAAGCAGGCAGCCCAGCUGCGGCGGCUGGAGGUGCAGGCAGGUGCCCUGCGCAGGCAGCACGCCCGGCGGGUGCAGGCGCUGGCCCGCAGGCUGCAGACCCUGGAGCAGGGGACGGCCGGCAGCGAGACCUGCAUCUAGGGACCCCUCGUCACCCCCAAGACGCCCUGUGCCGGGAGGCACCCGCUCCAACGUCUGCGACGAUGAGCUCCUGCUCUGCCAGAACGGCGGCACCUGCUACCAGAACCAGCGCUGCAUCUGCCCCGUGGGCUUCAAGGGGGUCCUGUGCCAGCAAUCCAGGCGGGCCCCGCUGCAGCGCUACCGGGGGCCCCGAUGCGGCCGCACCGUGGCCCUGGGCGCAGCGCGGGGUCCCCCGCUGCAGCACAAGGCUCCCUCCGUGCUCCGCGCCCCACGCAAGCGGCCCCUCUGCCCGGCGCGUCCCCAGCCCCCGGAGGGGGGAUGCCCUGGCUGCCCUGGGCCAUGGGGCGCAGCCGGCGUCCGGGUCCUCGCCAUCGCCCGGCUCUGCUCCGGCAUUAAUCGCCGUUCCAGGCUAAUGCCUGAAAACAUGCCGUGGCUGUAA
Nipponia nippon (crested ibis) is the source of this 2271-nucleotide messenger RNA. Lineage: Eukaryota; Metazoa; Chordata; Aves; Pelecaniformes; Threskiornithidae. The record is from RefSeq and is a predicted model, not a curated record.